This is a messenger RNA of Morchella sextelata, 468 nucleotides long. RefSeq lists its product as uncharacterized. Gene Ontology annotation, molecular function: GTP binding; GTPase activity. The record is from RefSeq and is a predicted model, not a curated record. The transcript has 3 exons. The coding region runs from base 1 to 468 and encodes 155 amino acids. NCBI's taxonomy places the organism in Eukaryota, Fungi, Ascomycota, Pezizomycetes, Pezizales, Morchellaceae.
AUGUACCUUGAAGAUCGAACAGUGCGGUUACAGCUUUGGGAUACUGCUGGACAGGAGCGAUUCCGAUCCCUGAUUCCUUCCUACAUCCGGGACUCUAGUGUUGCAGUUGUGGUGUACGAUAUCACGAACCGUGCCUCUUUCAUCAAUACCUCUAAAUGGGUCGAUGAUGUUCGUGGUGAACGCGGUAAUGACGUUAUCAUCGUCCUUGUCGGUAAUAAGACAGAUUUGAACGAUAAGCGCCAAGUCACUACAGAGGAGGGUGAGAAGAAAGCCAAGGAGUUUAAAGUUAUGUUUAUCGAGACUAGUGCGAAAGCCGGGCACAACGUCAAGACUCUUUUCAGGAGAAUUGCACAGGCAUUACCGGGUAUGGAGGGCAGCGUUGGUGGUGAACAGGAUAAUGGGGUAAUGAUCAACAUCGACAUGAAGGGUGCCGAAGCUGGAAACCAGGAUAGCCAGUGCAAUUGCUGA